This is a messenger RNA of Hyalella azteca, 855 nucleotides long. RefSeq names its product 40S ribosomal protein S6 (gene RpS6). Gene Ontology annotation, molecular function: structural constituent of ribosome. Gene Ontology annotation, biological process: translation. The record is from RefSeq and is a predicted model, not a curated record. The transcript is spliced from 4 exons. NCBI's taxonomy places the organism in Eukaryota, Metazoa, Arthropoda, Malacostraca, Amphipoda, Hyalellidae. Gene Ontology annotation, cellular component: ribosome. Bases 95 to 823 code for a protein of 242 amino acids.
CUGCAACACUCUGUGUUGGUUGCGGGCCUUGUAACUUUUCGUGUAUGUGGGAUAGUGUUGGAAUGAGUGCGUAAAUAUUUAAUUAAUCAUCAACAUGAAGUUGAACGUGUCAUUCCCUGCCACGGGCUGUCAGAAGCUCAUUGAAAUUGAAGAUGAGAAGAAGAUGCGCAUUUUUUAUGAAAAGCGCAUGGGUCAAGAGGUUGAAGUUGACUCCCUUGGUGAUGAAUGGAAGGGCUAUGUUGUGCGCAUCUCUGGUGGAAAUGAUAAACAAGGCUUCCCAAUGAAGCAGGGAGUCCUCACUAACAAUCGCGUCCGUUUGCUUUUGUCGAAGGGUCACUCGUGCUACAGACCACGACGCGACGGUGAGCGUCGCCGCAAGUCAGUCAGGGGCUGCAUUGUUGACAACAACCUCUCUGUGCUCGCCCUCGUCGUCGUCAAGAAGGGAGAAGGAGAAAUUCCUGGCCUCACAGACACGAAUGUGCCUCGCCGACUCGGACCCAAGAGAGCGUCAAAAAUCCGCAAGCUUUUCAACUUGCGCAAGGAAGACGACGUUCGUCAGUUUGUGGUGAAGCGCCCGCUGCCUCUCAAGGAAGGCAAGAAGCAGAAGUUUGCUUGCCCCAAGAUUCAGCGUCUUGUAACCCCCGCCGUGCUGCAGCAUAAGCGCCGUAGGCUCGCGCUCAAGAAGAAGAGGAGGGAGACAGCACGCAGUCUCAAGGAGGACUACGAGAAGAUGCUUGCUCUGCGAUACAAGGAGUUGCAGGAACGCAAAGCAGAUAGCAAGCGACGCAAGUCUUCGCGCAGACAGUCGACUAGUUCUGUCUAAAGGAAGUUUGCUCACGUAAAGGCGUUGGUGCA